Messenger RNA from Hippocampus comes (tiger tail seahorse), 2007 nucleotides. RefSeq names its product cytochrome P450, family 26, subfamily A, polypeptide 1 (gene cyp26a1). The transcript is spliced from 7 exons. Gene Ontology annotation, biological process: sterol metabolic process. Bases 115 to 1581 code for a protein of 488 amino acids. The record is from RefSeq and is a predicted model, not a curated record. Gene Ontology annotation, molecular function: oxidoreductase activity, acting on paired donors, with incorporation or reduction of molecular oxygen; iron ion binding; monooxygenase activity. NCBI's taxonomy places the organism in Eukaryota, Metazoa, Chordata, Actinopteri, Syngnathiformes, Syngnathidae.
AUCUGCGGGUGGAGAAGGUGACAGGCUGCGCGGACUUCCCCGGUUAGCCUAUAAAAAGGGCGCCUCGCUCGCUCCACCGACAUUCACCUGAGCGGAUUCGCUGCCGAGACCGACAUGGCUCUGAGCACGCUGCUGGCUACCUUCCUGUGCACCAUCGUGCUUCCCGUUCUGCUCUUUUUGGUUGCCGUCAAGCUAUGGGAAGUUUACAUGACCCGGGGUAGAGAUCCGAGUUGCACCAGCCCCCUACCACCGGGGUCCAUGGGUUUGCCUUUCUUUGGGGAGACGCUGCAGCUCAUCCUGCAGAGAAGAAAGUUUCUUCGCAUGAAGCGGCAAAAGUACGGCUACAUCUACCGGACUCACCUAUUCGGGAACCCCACGGUGCGCGUGACCGGCGGCGACAACGUGAGGCAGAUUCUCCUCGGGGAACACAAGCUCGUGUCCGUCCAGUGGCCCGCCUCAGUGCGCACUAUCCUGGGCUCGGAUACGCUGUCAAACGUGCACGGAACCCAGCACAAAACCAAGAAAAAGGCCAUAAUGCGGGCAUUCUCCAGGGAGGCUUUGGAGUUAUACAUCCCGGUCAUCCAGGAGGAGAUUCGCGCCGCCGUGAACGAGUGGCUGGCGAGAGAUUCUUGUGUGCUGGUGUACCCAGAAAUGAAGCGUCUGAUGUUCCGCAUCGCCAUGAGGAUCCUUCUGGGCUUCGAGCCGGAGCAGAUUAGGACCGACGAGCGGCAACUGGUCGAGGCGUUUGAGGAGAUGAUCAAAAAUCUUUUUUCUCUGCCCAUUGAUGUGCCAUUCAGUGGAUUGUACAGGGGUCUGAAAGCUCGGAAUUUCAUCCAUUCCAAGAUCGAAGAGAACAUCAAAAAAAAGAUCCAGGAGUCACCGAAAGAGUCCAAACACGGAGAUGCUCUGCAGCAACUCAUAGACAGCAGCAGUAAGAACGGCGAGACAUUUAGCAUGCAGGCUAUUAAGGAGUCUGCUACAGAACUACUAUUCGGGGGGCAUGAAACCACCGCCAGCACGGCUACCUCUCUGAUUAUGUUUCUGGGCCUCCACCCUGAAGUGGUGGAAAAAUUGAGGCAGGAGCUGAUUGAUAAGGAGGAGGAAGGAAUGCAACUGCAGAGUUUGAACAUCGAAUCUUUGGAGCAUUUGAAGUAUACUGGUUGCGUGAUUAAAGAGACAUUAAGGAUAAACCCGCCCGUCCCCGGAGGCUUUCGAGUGGCGCUAAAAACAUUUGAACUCAACGGAUAUCAAAUUCCCAAAGGUUGGAACGUCAUUUACAGUAUCUGUGACACCCACGACGUGGCAGAUAUCUUCCCCAACAAAGAAGACUUCCAGCCCGAGCGCUUCAUGACAAAACCUUUGACGGACUCCACGAGGUUCCAGUACAUUCCUUUUGGCGGGGGCUCAAGGAUGUGCGUCGGAAAAGAGUUCGCCAAGGUCCUGCUGAAGAUCUUUCUGGUGGAAGUGGUCACAAAGUGUCACUGUACUCUCUUAAACGGGCCACCCAUGAUGAAAACGGGACCGACCGUUUAUCCUGUGGACAAUCUGCCAACUAAGUUUACCCACUACGUUCAAAAUUAAUCGAGACCUUUUCAAAAGCGGCGUGCUUGAAAAUCUUCUCGGUAGUCACAAAUCAUUGUUUGUUUUCUGUAAAAAACAAUUUGGAAGCAUUCGGGUGUGCGGAGGUUUUAAUUUUGCCCUUAUGUUGUUUUUUUUUUGUUUGUUUUUGUUUUUUUUUUUUGCAAUGGCCUGUACAUUCUGUAAAUAUUUGGAAAACAUUUUAUAUGGUGGUUCUGUGUUCCGUAUAUACUGUAUAUAUAUAUUUUAAGACGAGAGAUCCAACUAAACAAGAGGCACUAUUUACACAUUGAAACACUUUAAUCAGUUCAGUGAUGUAUCUUUUAGGGUGAUGUAAAUAUUGUAGAGAGUUUGUUAUAUAACUUUUGUACCUUUUUAACGUCAAGUUAUUUAAAUGAUGUUGUAUUGUGUUGGCUUUCUAUUUAAUAA